Racocetra persica is the source of this 138-nucleotide messenger RNA. The record is from the annotation of a GenBank genome assembly. NCBI's taxonomy places the organism in Eukaryota, Fungi, Glomeromycota, Glomeromycetes, Diversisporales, Gigasporaceae.
AUAUAAGUAGUAUAAGUGAUGCAGAAAAUGUAGUUAUAGAAUAUACCAAAAUAGGACUUGUGAAGAGUGGAAAAAUUUCAGGAUCCGAGUCUGAGCUUGGUGUACUUGAUAAAUAUAAUACGAAAUGUAGUAAUACAU